Parastagonospora nodorum SN15 is the source of this 2501-nucleotide messenger RNA. RefSeq lists its product as hypothetical. NCBI's taxonomy places the organism in Eukaryota, Fungi, Ascomycota, Dothideomycetes, Pleosporales, Phaeosphaeriaceae. The transcript is spliced from 5 exons. Bases 1 to 2283 code for a protein of 760 amino acids. Gene Ontology annotation, molecular function: steryl-beta-glucosidase activity. The record is from RefSeq and is a predicted model, not a curated record. Gene Ontology annotation, biological process: carbohydrate metabolic process; ergosteryl 3-beta-D-glucoside catabolic process.
AUGUCUCCCAUUCGCUUGCGCAUUGACGGCCGCACGUUCCGUGACCCCCAGAAUCGUGAGGUCAUUCUUCACGGCAUUAACUGCGCCGCCGAUGCAAAAUUCCCCGCAACACCCGAUGUGCCCUCGCACGUCUCCGAGAACUUCUUCGACGGCGACAAUGUUUCCUUUGUGAACAGACCAUUUUCCCUUGACGAUGCCGCCACACACUUCACGCGGUUACGAGCCUGGGGCUACAACACCAUACGAUAUGUCUUCACAUGGGAAGCGAUUGAGCAUGAAGGCCCGGGAAAGUUCGACGAGGCGUGGAUCGAGCACACCAUUAGCAUACUGCGCAAGGCGAAAGAGUACGGCUUCUACAUCUUCAUGGACCCGCAUCAAGACGUUUGGUCUCGAUUCUCGGGUGGCUCAGGAGCACCAAUGUGGACACUAUACGCCUGCGGCCUUGACCCGCAGCACUUUGCCAUCACAGAAGGCGCACUCGUACAGAAUACAUACCCCGAUCCCAGCACAUUUCCCAAGAUGAUCUGGGCCUCCAACUACACACGCUUGGUCUGCCAGGUUGUCUUCACACUCUUCUUUGCAGGCAAAGACUUCGCGCCAAAAGCCAUCAUCGACGGCAAAAACAUCCAGGACUACCUGCAGGAUCACUACAUCGCGGCAUGCGGGCACCUUGCGAAGCGCAUACAUGAAGCGGGUGAUUUGGACCACGACCCAAUCGUGGGAUGGGAGAGCUUGAAUGAGCCUAACAAGGGCUUGAUCGGCUACCAGGAUAUCACCGUUAUACCAAAGGAGCAGCAACUCAAGAAGGGAACCACACCCACGGCUUGGCAAGCGAUCCUGACCGGAUCAGGAAGAGCUUGCGAGGUCGAGACGUGGGAGUUCGGUGGCAUGGGUCCAUACAAGUCUGGCACAGCCUUGAUCGACCCUCAAGGACAGAGUGCGUGGCUGUCGGCAGAGCACGAUGAUACAAAAUACGGCUGGAAACGUGACCCCGGGUGGCGCUUGGGCGAGUGCAUAUGGGCCCAGCAUGGCGUCUGGGAUCCAGCCAACGAUAAUGUUCUCAAGAAGGACUACUUUGGAACAGAUCCAAAGAACGGUGCCAUCAUUGAUACCGAAUAUUUCACGAACCACUACUGGCUGGCGCACUACCGGAGUUACAAGAAUAUGGUCAGGUCGAUAUUCCCAGAUGCUAUGAUGUUCUUCCAGCCCCCCGUGUUAGAGAUACCACCAAAGAUUAAAGGAACAGAGGACGAUGACCCGAACAUGAUCUUCUCGCCGCACUUUUACGAUGGCAUCACCUUGUUGACAAAGAAGUGGAACCGCGUCUGGAACAUCGAUGUCUUUGGCGUACUGCGAGGAAAGUACCUCACCCCAGCUUUUGCUAUCAAGAUUGGAGAAAAUGCCAUCAGAAACUGCUUUGCGCACCAGCUCAAAGCUAUUCGAGAGGAAGGCACCGAGUACAUGGGCGUACAUCCUUGCAUCUUCACGGAGAUUGGUAUUCCGUACGACAUGGAUGACAAGUAUGCAUACAAGACAGGCAACUACAGCAGCCAGAUCGCCGCGCUGGACGCAAACCACUUUGCGCUCGAAGAGAGCUUGGCAAAUGGCUUCACUCUAUGGACCUACGUCGCAACAACUGACGUUCACCAGAACAACCACUACUGGGGCGACCAAUGGAAUGGUGAAGAUUUGUCUAUUUUCUCAGUAGAUGACAAGGCUGUACCCGCAGGCCCCUUCUCCUUGUCUGACUCCCGCGCAUCGCUAGAUCGAGGAUCACCCUCGUUUUCGCGAGCACAGUCGUCAGACACUCUCAGUGUGACGCCGUCCAAUCUGAAGAAGACUGUAACUACAGAGCGCAUGAGCUCGUCAAGGACUGACGGCGAUGUUGCUGGGCUGCGGGCAGCCGAAGCUUUUAUUCGUCCUGCGCCCGUCGCCGUGCACGGUGACAUCUCAUCAUACGUCUUCGACCUCAAGACGUGCACAUUCAAGUUGGCGCUCACCGCACCGAGCUCCACUGCCGAAGAUGCACCGACCACGGUAUACCUGCCGGAGUUCCAUUUCCCGUCAGGUCAAACGAGCGUGGAAGUCACGGGCGGCAAGUGGACCAUUGUAUCAGAGGAGACGAACGGCGCACUGCAGCAGACGCUUCGCUGGUGGCAUGCUGAGGGCGACCAGAGCAUUACGGUCAAGGGCGUCGUGCGCAAGCCUGGCAACGCGGUAGGAACCGAAGAAGACGAGGGCUAUCUGGCGCAGUGCCAGAAACAGAAUUGUGCCGUCAUGUAAAGGCGUGGUACAUGGUGGUGAGGCUCGAUGCAGCUGCGGACGGAUGCGUAACGAUCACGCGAUGCUCAGGUCACGCCGUCAGCAAUUUUAGCAGCGCGUGUCUGCAAUGGCGCGGGGAACAGGUCAGACUUGAAGUUGCAUUUCAUGGCGUUUGAGCGGAUGUCGUGGGGUUAUAUGGCGGUAUAUAGUUGUAAAUAUCACGACCAGAUUCUCGGAAA